UUUGAAGAAGAAGAAGAAGAAAAAGCUAUGGCGUCACUUCCGCAAACAACAUGGCGGUGUCUUUGCGAACGGAGUGCAGUAGAGUGAUUAUGAGAAGCAGGUGUGGAUUGUGUACGCGAGAGACGAUGAGAGAGUUGGUCGCGGUAGGCAGGUGUGUCAGGUGUGCCCGCUUUAAUGACGUGAACAGAGCGUUUCCUCUGAGCUCCUGCCAGCAGCGCAGCUUCACCGCUGGUCGUGGCCUCCUGUCCCGCCCACGGCCUCUCCCCCUCCUGUUGGGGACAGGUGGUGCUUACCUUGGUUACCAGUACUACAAGAGGAGGGGUGAACAGGAUGAUGGUGCCCCGCCCUCUCUGGCCACGCCCACACAGGUGGCAUUGUACCGCUCCUUCCCAACUCGCCUCCUCUCUCGGGCCUGGGGACGUGUGAACAGGGUGGAGCUCCCCACCUGGCUCCGAAAACCCGUCUACUCCCUCUACAUCUGGACCUUUGGGGUCAACAUGCAGGAGGCUGCCGUGGAGGAUUUACAUUACUACAGGAAUCUGGGAGAAUUCUUCUGUCGACGUCUGAAACCUGCGGUCCGGCCGCUCUGCACCUCCUCCUGCCUGAUCUCCCCAGCUGAUGGGAAGGUCCUCCAUUUUGGUCGGGUGCAGAACUCUGAGGUGGAGCAGGUCAAGGGGGUCACCUACACUCUGGAGAACUUCCUGGGUCCACAGAAGAGUCAGAACAACAACUUGUCCUCAUCCUUCAGGGAUGUCCUCCUGUCGUGUCCAGAGAGCGACCUAUUCCACGUUGUGGUCUACCUGGCUCCAGGUGACUAUCACUGCUUCCAUUCACCCACAGAUUGGACGGUGGAGCUUCGACGUCACUUCCCAGGCUUGUUAAUGUCUGUUAACCCGAGUGUGGCUCAUUGGGUCAAAGAGCUCUUCUGCCUUAAUGAGCGUGUGGUGCUCACCGGCCAAUGGCAGCACGGCUUCUUCUCGUUAACAGCAGUCGGAGCCACGAAUGUUGGAUCCAUCAGAGUUUACUUUGACCAGGACCUUAAGACAAACGCCCCUCACUACAGUAAAGGCUCUUUCUACGAUCGCAGCUACGUUGCCAUUGACAACCAGGUGUUGAAGGCGGCAGGUGAAGGGGCUGUGGUCUUGCAGAAGGGGGAGGCACUGGGGGAGUUUAAUCUGGGCUCUACCAUUGUUCUGCUGUUUGAAGCGCCCAAAGAUUUCAGAUUCAACCUGCAGCCGGGACAGCGAAUCAGACCAAUCGAAGCAGCCAGAGCAGUUUGUGUCAACUAG
Messenger RNA from Monopterus albus (swamp eel), 1289 nucleotides. It is a transcript of the gene pisd, whose product is annotated as phosphatidylserine decarboxylase. The transcript is spliced from 11 exons. NCBI's taxonomy places the organism in Eukaryota, Metazoa, Chordata, Actinopteri, Synbranchiformes, Synbranchidae. Gene Ontology annotation, biological process: phosphatidylethanolamine biosynthetic process. The record is from RefSeq and is a predicted model, not a curated record. Bases 51 to 1289 code for a protein of 412 amino acids. Gene Ontology annotation, cellular component: mitochondrion. Gene Ontology annotation, molecular function: phosphatidylserine decarboxylase activity.